AUGCCACCCACGACCUACGAAGUAUACAAAGAACUCGAGCGGGAAGAGCGCUUUGCUCCCCAGGCCGGCUCGAGCCAGGAAUCUUCCUACAACACAUGGCGGGAGCGCGCCAUCGGACGCAAUCUGCGUCGCGGCAUUGCCCUCAUCAUCGGCUGUUGGCUGAUCUACUUUCUUUAUUUGAAUCGCCUUUAUGCCGCCUCUAUCACACAGAGAUUUAGCAAUAAUAAGAACGGGGUGUCGGACUAUGAUGCCACAGCAGACGCCGCCGUCUCCGGCCAAACCACCAGGGUUGCGCUGGAAGCACAUAUCAUGAGCAAGUGCCCUGAUGCUCAGGACUGCUUGCAGAAACUUGUCGUACCGGCCAUGGAAAGAAUCAGUGACAAGGUUGACUUUGAGUUGUCAUUUAUUGGAAGUGUCUCCGAAAAGACAUCUGACGUCGAGUGCAAGCACGGACCGACCGAGUGCAUCGGCAACAUUCUCAUGCUUUGCGCCGCCAAUCUCCCGUUCCAUUCUGCCAAUAGUGUCGUCUCGUCGACGCCGCGGACUCCAGUAAUUCGGUCUCUGGGCUUUGCCAACUGCCUAAUCAGUGACUAUGAACAAAUCCCAUCUCGCUCCCUAGUGGAAAGCUGUUCGUUGGAGCAUGGAAUCGACUUUGAAUCCCUAAACCAGUGCGCCAGUCACGAAGACGAUAACCUGGACGAUCCCCAGGACCCAAUCACAGAUGACCCAAGUGGCAUUUCUCUACUGCGUCAAAGCGUAAAGCAUAGUGAGGAUGUCGGUGUCAAGACGAGCUGCACCGUGCGCGUGGACGAGAAAGUGUGGUGUAUUCGAGACGGCGGCGAGUGGAAAGAUUGUUACAAUGGGAGCGGCGUGACCACAUUGGUGGAAGAGGUGGAAAGAUUAUGGGAGCAGAGAAACUGA
Molecule: messenger RNA, 921 nt
Organism: Talaromyces rugulosus
Lineage: Eukaryota; Fungi; Ascomycota; Eurotiomycetes; Eurotiales; Trichocomaceae
Exons: 2
Coding region: 1-921 (306 amino acids)
Molecular function (GO): oxidoreductase activity, acting on a sulfur group of donors, disulfide as acceptor
Source: RefSeq, a predicted model, not a curated record